AUGACAACAAUUGAUGCUCGUGUUCCGGAUGCGUACGAUGAUGAUUGUGAGUAUGGAUGCGCAAAUGCAGCUCUGCCCCCUGCCAGAACCAACCGCAGGCCUCAGACUGUGCGCUACGACAUCUUGUGUGGCCAGCGCUUCUCAGCGAAUUGCCGGCUGCCAGCCAGGUACAGCAGCCCCUUGCUUCUCCACGCUCAUGUGCCAGUGGAGCCUGCGGUGCGCUACCGCUUUCGACUGGCAUCCAACCAGACGGCUGGCACGACACCCUGGCGGAACUUGAAGGGUCUUCCGAAACGGGGAGACGAGCUCAAAGUUGCUGUCAUAGGCGACCUUGGGCAGACCGCCUUCAGCGAGGCCACCUGCCGUGACGUGGCGAAGGUGCACAGAAGCGACGGCCUCGACCUGGGCGUGCUGCUAGGAGAUUUAUCCUAUGCCGACACGAAUGCAAGCAGGUGGGAUUCUUUUCAGCGCAUGUUUGACACGUCCGGAUGCGCCGACAUCCCUUGGGUGGUGCUUCCCGGAAAUCAC
Symbiodinium necroappetens is the source of this 528-nucleotide messenger RNA. Lineage: Eukaryota; Dinophyceae; Suessiales; Symbiodiniaceae. The record is from the annotation of a GenBank genome assembly.